This is a messenger RNA of Anthostomella pinea, 219 nucleotides long. NCBI's taxonomy places the organism in Eukaryota, Fungi, Ascomycota, Sordariomycetes, Xylariales, Xylariaceae. The record is from the annotation of a GenBank genome assembly.
AUGACCACCAACGCUGACCGAUUCUUGACCGUUACUGCCUGGCUGACCUAUGUUGCCGGACGUCUGACAAGAAAAGCCUACGAAUUGAUCCUGCCGAAGACCCGCUACGGAGUUCCUGACUUCCUUGAUUACCCGGAAAUGCUUGCCUACCUGGAGAACGCCUUUGGAGACCCCGACCGUAUUCAGAAUACCCAGAAUAAGCUAUACCAGUUGAAGUAG